Messenger RNA from Symbiodinium pilosum, 645 nucleotides. NCBI's taxonomy places the organism in Eukaryota, Dinophyceae, Suessiales, Symbiodiniaceae. The record is from the annotation of a GenBank genome assembly.
AUGCCGCGUGGUGGCGGAGCCCAUCGACGGCUCAGCCAGGCGGCUCUAUCCUCUGAGUAUCGACGACAUCUCCGUGAGGCUGCCCAGUACAUGCUUCAAUUGGUUCACAAAGUGGGCGGGUCUAUCUCCCAGAGGUCCUCGCCGAGCCGGGUGGAUCGAUUCCUGGAGCGUGCUGUUUGCCUGGCCUUUGACUCGGGGGAAAAACGGUAUUGGGUGGUGCUGGGAGUUCUUGGUAUACAGAGGUCGCUCCGCAUCGCUGGGCCCUUGCUGAAGAACACUUGGACGCUAUUGCGAGGUUGGAGGCGGCUUGAACCGAUCAAGUCCCGGGUGCCCCUUCCCUUCCAUGUCCUACAGUGCCUUCUCAUCUUUUGCUUGGUUCGAGGCUUCCAAUUUCAUGGACAACUGCGAGCCGAGUGGUGGUCCGUCAUGAUUGGAUGCUGGUUGGGGUAUCACGCCUUACUACGGCCAGGCGAGGUAGACGCCCUCCGGAUGGGUGACCUACUUUUCCCUGUGGAUGGCGAGGUGGCUCAGGGUGCUGCGUUGGUGGCUACGUUGGUGGUCAUUGGCAUGUUCGAGGCACCAGCGGUUCUUGCGUGUUUCCAGAAGACGAUGGGCUACACUUUUCAAACAGGCGAUGGAAGAAAU